This is a messenger RNA of Lytechinus variegatus (green sea urchin), 1703 nucleotides long. RefSeq names its product sphingomyelin phosphodiesterase 5-like. Lineage: Eukaryota; Metazoa; Echinodermata; Echinoidea; Temnopleuroida; Toxopneustidae. Gene Ontology annotation, cellular component: cytoplasm. Gene Ontology annotation, molecular function: sphingomyelin phosphodiesterase activity. Bases 264 to 1640 code for a protein of 458 amino acids. Gene Ontology annotation, biological process: sphingomyelin metabolic process. The transcript has a single exon. The record is from RefSeq and is a predicted model, not a curated record.
AUCUGAAUGAAUGUUAUGUUCGCUUUUCAUCAAUUAUGCAAAUGUCUGCUCCACCGAGGCGAACAGAGCGAAGCACAAUGUUGACAUCCUGUGGAUAUCCUUUGUACGAUGGUUUAUCCAACCACUGUAAUCUGUAUCACGUUUUUUCGUACAUCCAUCUCUGAUGUUACAAAAAUGGAUAAGUGUAUGGUAGCAACUCUAUGACAGGAAACUCUCCUGACGCAGGAUAAGUCAAGAAUUUUGGAGUGUAAGAUACUAGCAAGAUGCUGCAUCAGAAAGUGUUUAACUAUUCCUUUCAGGAAAAGCUCUAUUCAUUAGGGUUCUACCUCCUUUUACCAUGGACCUGGAACUUAAAUCAACUGAUGGCCCUAUUUUUGAGGACCACUGACGAGCUCCAGGAUGGUGAUGCCAUGCCAUGCUACGAGCGAGUCAUCACUCUAAUCUUUCUUGUGCCAAUCAUGAUAGCAAUCAUAAUAAUUUCCUGCCCCUUUGCAGGGCUUGGGUUUGCCUUAAGGGUCAUUAUGGCCAGGUUCCGUCGGCCUUAUCGUUUCUCCUUCAAAAGCAACCCUUACCUGAUUAACGUCAACAAUCGAAUCUGGACUGACUUAUCUGAAAAGAGGAAUUUUAAGUUCGCCUUUGUUGACUCAUGUCUCAUGCCUGAGGCCAUGGCAAGGAUGAACAAUCUUGGCCAGGUGCAGUACAGGGCAAAACAGAUGGCCACGCAUAUUGUCAACUCACAACUGCGACCCAAUCCCAAAAUAUUUAUUCACUCACCUUCAGAUGGUGAGCUCAAACAAUCAUGCAUCUAUCAUUCACCAAGUACCUCCGUUUUAAUGACGCCUCAGAACAUAAGCCACCUUGCAGGAGAUGAGGACAAUGUUUUGAAAUUUGACAUGAACAGACAAUAUUCUUCAAGAGGUAGUGUAUCAAAAGACGAUACUCUUCCUAUGAGGGACAAGGACCGACGUCGCCAACGUAGGGAUAGGAGUCCAGAUCCCCAACGAUCCCCACGAAUGUCAAGGACUAAUGCAGGAAGCAGUAAACAAUCACCAAAGCCACCUCGAAGCCAGGUGAGGAAACAGCGAGAACUUCCACCACAACCUGGUGGAUCAGCCGAUGUAGACAUUCCUGAUAUUGUGCCAAGUCGUGGUGGUCCUAUCUCCUCACCAUCAUCACCAGAUUCUGUAGGUUCUACAUCUACAGUGAGACUCCAGACAUCACAGAGUCAGUACGCUUCUUCCGUAGGACCUUCCACACCUGGUAACACCAUUCCUAGAACGACCAUCACCCACUGUCCCAUGUCCUUCUGCAGUCAGAGUAGCAUUCGUGAACGUCUUGGACCAUGCGAACAUGGCAUUAGUUCAAACUUCCCUGCCCAUCUUGAUUUCAUCUGCUUUCAAGAGGUCUUCGAGCAAAGAGCAGCAGAUCGCUUGAUUAAAAUUCUUCACAAUUACUUUAGCUAUAUACUGUACGAUGUAGGAGUCAAUUCUUGGAGUGUAAACCGUUUUCUGCUCAACAGUGGCCUGGUGUUUGGGAGCAGGUACCCCAUAGUGGAUGUAGUAUUUGAAUAUUUUAAGGAGAGUCAAAAAGAGGACAGAUUUGUUUCCAAGGGAGUUCUUAUGGUCAAGGUAAGCUCUUAAAUCCUUACCUUAGUUUUGUUUUGACAUUUUGGAAUGAAUAUACUCGUGAAUAUGCAUGCUAUU